Pogoniulus pusillus (Red-fronted tinkerbird) is the source of this 1554-nucleotide messenger RNA. RefSeq names its product putative N-acetyltransferase 8B. Gene Ontology annotation, molecular function: N-acetyltransferase activity. The transcript has 2 exons. NCBI's taxonomy places the organism in Eukaryota, Metazoa, Chordata, Aves, Piciformes, Lybiidae. Bases 254 to 940 code for a protein of 228 amino acids. The record is from RefSeq and is a predicted model, not a curated record.
UCUCCUGCAUUUGGCAGGGACGAGCCACCCCAUAAGCAGCCAGGGAGGGGCUUUGCCAUCCCGCGUGCCCACGCUGACGUGCGUGCCUGCCCCCACGCGGAAUUUACCCACCCAAGCCUCAGCGUGACCCCACAACCCCCUCCCGGGAUGGGCUUAUGACCGCGUCCCGGUACCGGCGUGGGCGGCACUUCCCGUUCGGCGCCUGCGCUCGCUGCGUCCCCGGAGCCGCCGGCAGCCCGGGUGCCGGUAGCCCAUGGCGUCCUACCGCAUCCGGCAGUACCGGGAGCAGGACUACGAGGCCGUGCGGAGCGUCUUCGCCCGCGGCAUCUUGGAGCACGCCCCGGCUGGGUACCGCACGUUCCUGCGCUCGGCCCGGGCGCAGCUGGCGCUGCUCAUCCUCUUCGUCGGCGUGCGGGCGGCUGCCGGCUCCUGGGUGCUGGGGCUGGGGGCCGUGGCUGUGGCGCUGGUGGCCUCCUGGAUCCAGGUCCGCUCCCUCAGCACGACCUACGUGCAGCAGGCGCUGAGCACCGACCUCCUCGACGUCUCCACCAGCUACCUGCGGGCACCCAACUCCUGCUUCUGGGUGGCGGAGGUCAAGGGGACCGUGGUGGGCAUGGUGGCCGUGUCGCCGCCGGAGGAUCCGGCCGAGAGAGAGGUGGCCCUGGAGCUGAAGCGAAUGUCGGUCAGCAAGGACUACCGGGGACAGGGCAUCUCCAAAGCGCUCUGCGGGGAGGUGCUGCGCUUCGCCCGGGCGCGGGGCUUCGGCGCCGUGGUGCUCUCCACCUCCAUGGUGCAGGUGGCUGCCCAGCGGCUGUACGAGGGGCAGGGCUUCAGGAAGGUAGGAGCCUCCAGCCCCUCGCUGCUCGCCGCCGUCCUCUGCUUCCAGGUCUACCGCUACCGCUGCGACCUGCCCGGCCGCACCACGGCCCCGCCACGCUAGGCGACUGCCCUGGCACCCCUGCCCUGGCACCACAGCCCUGGCAGGUGGGGCAUGGCUGCAGCACCUCUGACCCCAGCCCUGGUAUGUGAGGUGCCAACGUGUCACCCGUGAUUCCAGUCCUGGCAUGUGGGGCACUGCCGUGGCACAUCCGAACCCGUCCCUGGCAUAUGAUGCACUCUUGUGGUACACCCUGGCACUGGCCCUGGCACAUGAAGCCCUGCUGUGACACUCCUGGCACUGACCCUGGCACAGGAGGCACCAUGGUAGCGUCCCUCUCUGUGGUACUCCUGACUCCAGCCCUGGCACAUGAAUCACUGCCAUGGCAUCUCUGAACCUGGCACAGGAGGAACUGCCAUGGCAACCAUAACCCCAACCCUGGUACAGAAGGCACCACCAUGGCCUUCCUGACAAUGACCCUGGCACACCCAAGCACUGUUGCCACCCCUAGCCAUGGCACACGAGGCACAAUCACACCACUCUGCCCCCCAUAUGCAGUUCCCUGUGGUGGCACACGCGUGGGGUCACUGGCAGGUGCCAGUGGCUGUGCCUGGCCAGGCUGCUGGGUCCCCUCCUCAUUUUCUAGCAGUAAUGAAUAAAGCGAGGGCUGUGUAAAA